GAAACGGUCAAUGACUGUGGGGUUGGACGUCAUGGCGACAAAAUCACUAGCGAAGAUGUCAAGCUUCGCUUGGAGGCCGACGGAGCACAGUACAUAGAAGACCAGCUCCCUACUUUCGUAGACGUUCUGUUAAGGCUGGUUGAACGCUUCCAGGACAUAUGGGAGCAGACGAUGGAGUUUCCAACUUGA
This is a messenger RNA of Mesocestoides corti, 189 nucleotides long. The record is from the annotation of a GenBank genome assembly. NCBI's taxonomy places the organism in Eukaryota, Metazoa, Platyhelminthes, Cestoda, Cyclophyllidea, Mesocestoididae.